This is a messenger RNA of Dunckerocampus dactyliophorus (ringed pipefish), 3936 nucleotides long. RefSeq names its product sphingosine-1-phosphate receptor 2 (gene s1pr2). The transcript has 2 exons. Gene Ontology annotation, cellular component: membrane. Bases 497 to 1612 code for a protein of 371 amino acids. The record is from RefSeq and is a predicted model, not a curated record. NCBI's taxonomy places the organism in Eukaryota, Metazoa, Chordata, Actinopteri, Syngnathiformes, Syngnathidae. Gene Ontology annotation, molecular function: sphingosine-1-phosphate receptor activity. Gene Ontology annotation, biological process: sphingosine-1-phosphate receptor signaling pathway.
UGUGUGUGUGUUCAGCCAGCCAGCCAGCCAGUCAGUCAGUCAGAAGCAGCAGGACUAGCAGACGUGCUGCUGGAUCCGAGAAAGUGAGACCACUGCGGGACUCUUUUUGACCUCCACCGCCCUUCUUUCUCACAGACUUUUGCCGGAGUGCAACCACCUUUUGUCCGGCUUUACAGUGCUGCUCUUACCGCUAUGGAUCAUCUACCAACAAGGACCAGACAAGACACGCCGUCUGGUCCUCCACCUAAAAACUUCUGAUAGUCAACUCCUGGACCGUUGCAGGAAAGAUUUGGAGCAUUUUUUGUUGUUUUGUUUUUUGGCGGUUGGCUGCUGGCUGGUGAGCACAUGUGAGCACUAAAGUGAUCUUUUAUCUCUCAUGGGGUGACCCACAAAGAGCUCCUGAGACGUGACGGUGGGACGAGGCCUCUUCCUGCACCUUCCUUCAAGGCCAUGUUUAUGGUCCGGGCGCGCUGCUCAGCACGACCCCGCAGAGUGAAUGAAUCUUUACCGUGAAGCCGCCGUGCUCUGCCAGCCCGUCACCAUGAGGAGCAAAUACUCGCAGUACUACAACCGGACUCUGAUCCCUUACUACUACGUGUUCGCCAAGAACAUGACCAUCGAGCAGCUGGACCAGCGCAACAAGGACAAGAAGGUGCUGACCGACCCCAGCAUCAUCAUCGUGGUCCUGUGCACCAUCAUCAUCCUGGAGAACCUGCUGGUGCUCAUCGCCGUGUGCCGCAACAAGAAGUUCCACUCGGCCAUGUUCUUCUUCAUCGGCAACCUGGCCUUCUCCGACCUCCUGGCGGGCUCGGCCUACAUCGCUAACAUUUUCCUCUCGGGCUCCAGGACCUUCAACCUGGUGCCGGUGCAGUGGUUCAUCCGGGAGGGCACGGCGUUCAUCGCCCUGGCGGCGUCUGUCUUUAGCCUGCUGGCCAUCGCCAUCGAGCGCUACAUCGCCAUCACCAAAGUCAAAGUGUACGGCUCCACAAAGACGUGCCGCAUGUUCCUGCUCAUCGGAGCCUGCUGGGUGAUGUCCAUCUUGCUGGGGGGGCUUCCCAUCAUCGGAUGGAACUGCAUCGACAACCUGCCCGAGUGUUCUGCCGUGCUGCCGCUCUACUCCAAGAAGUACAUCCUCUUUGUGGUGACCAUUUUCAGCCUCAUCCUGCUCUCCAUCGUCAUCCUCUACGUGAAGAUCUACCUGAUUGUACGCUCCAGCCACCAGGAGGCCACCAACUCCCCGGCCUACGCCCUCUUGAAGACGGUCACCAUCGUGCUGGGCGUCUUCAUCAUGUGCUGGCUGCCCGCCUUCACCAUCCUUCUCCUGGACUCAUCCUGCACGAUACAGUUCUGCCCCAUCCUCUCCAAAGCGGACAUCUUUUUCGGCUUCGCCACGCUCAACUCGGCACUCAACCCGGUCAUCUACACGCUGCGCAGCAAGGACAUGAGGAAGGAGUUCCUGCGCGUGCUCUGCUGCUGGGGAGUGCUGCAGAGCGGGCGGCCCGCCGACCGAUGCCUGGUGCCGCUGAAGAGCUCCAGCUCUCAGGACCACUGCACCCACAAACACGAACACCAGACCACGCCCAUCAUGCAGGAUUGUACCACCUGCGUGUGAUGGGAGGGGGUAGCGGAUACAAUCACAAAUUGUAUGAACCCACAAUCAAAUGUCAGCCAUGUUGGGGUGUGACACCACUUUUCCAAACGUCUUCACCAUUUGCUUUCAGAAAUGUGAAAUAUUUCAUGGGUACUCAGAUGGAGUCAUUUUCAUGGAUGCUUAUUCCCCCCCCAAUAGAAGCCAAAAGCAUCAAUGCAAAGCUUGCAAUGUUGCACUUUGUAGAUUGUCCUCCUCAUGCAGGAAGAUUUUAUCAUAACAAUUAAAAAAAAAGAGCCUCUUUUACACAGACAGCCCACAAAAUUGCAGCAUCAGAGCCGCAACAGUAACAUUUGCCUGUGCGUUUCACACAGAACCCACCAAAGCAGGAUGUCGCCACAACUGAGUGCCCUUUUACACAGCCACACUCCAGCUUACAAUCAAAUUUGUCAUGCCUGUUGGACCGGGACAAUUGCUUUCAACACAAUAGGGCAGGUGAAACAAGUAUUGAGUUUGUGAAAUACCCUUGCACACAGGAAGGAACAUUUCCGGGGCGACCUCAGGAAAAAAGGGUUAGGGGUGUGAGAGUCUACAUAAUUGCAACAUCACAGCCAUAUGAGUAACAAUUGCCAGUGCCUUUCACACAGAACCCAUCGAAGUGGGAUAUGGCCCCAAUUAUUAUUUUACAAUCAGGUCACUAUUCAUACUUGUUGGACAGCAACAACUGCUGUCAAAACAACAGGAUGGAUUAUCAGGAAUGUCAGGUGUUAAACUUGACACACCUAAAGCCUUACACACAGGUGGUGUCCCGCCUCUGUUUCGACUCCGACACUACCUCCAAAGUCGGAAAAUUGCCAGCCAACUUCAGGAAGAAAAAAAGUGGUAAAACGUCAAGUAAUGUGAAAGCGGCUUUCACCUGGGAUAUUGCCACAGUUGUGUGAGCUUUCACACAGAUCAUUUACAACCAGAUCAUUAGGUGAGUCACAAUUGCAAUUGCAAUUGCUUUCAACACAACAGUGCAGGAGAAGUGAGUAUCAGGUGUGAAAACAGAAUUGUGAAAUACUCGUACACACAGGUGGCGUCCCGCCCGUUUCUGCUGUGUUACUACUUCCAAAGGUGGAAAAUUGCCGGGUCGACUUCAGUAAAAAGUUGCUGAAGGGGCUUUGACUCAGGAAUCAGGAUAUUUUGUUUACAAUUGUAGCCAUUUUCAGACAGCGACAAGGCGGGAGGAGAGAGUGUCGGGUGUCACAGAAGGUGUCCUGCCUCUGUUUCGGCUGUGACACUGCAUCUAAAGGUGGAAAAUUGCCGGGUCGUUUUCAGAACAAAGGUGGAAAACGUCAGGCAGGAUAAAUGGGGCUUUGCUGCAGUUGUGUGUGCGCCUUUGACACCAUCCCGCCUCUGUUUCGGCUCUGAUGCUACCUACAAAGACAGAGUUGAUGUCAUAAAAAAGGUGGAAAAUGGCAGUGAGCAUAAUAUAAGGGGCUUUUUGUAACAAUAGCCAUAUUAUUUUUGCCAUUUUGUUGCGUUUGAACCACCGUGCAUGGACUUGUCUAGAAAACUAAACCCCAAACAAGUCUGAGGAGGUCAAAUCAAGAUGAGGCUUUUAUAUGCACACCACAGUGGAAAAAUCAGGGCUCUAUAUUCCCUAUAUAACCUUACUUUCAGUAAAAAUCCAUGUGAAUAACCAAAACAAACGUACAUAAUCUGCUUACGUUUUAUGAAUUGUAGCUAACCGUGUAUGAUGUAUUCCAGCUUCCAUCACUAACCCUUCCUCCAUCAUCGGUGCCUCUUUUCUAUCGUUUCUUUUAAGGACAAGCACAUUUCCUCCGCUUUGACUCAUAUUUGUCCUGACAGUGUUGUUAGCAACCUCUCUUGUUUGCGCCGUUCCUCUCCAGGGAAUUUGGCUGAAUGUAUGCAUGAUGAUGACGAUGAAGAAAAAGUUUCGGGGCAGGCGUCCCGUGGUCGACAGUAUUACUGAUCAUCCUUUUUUUGGGGGGGGGGGGGGGGUCACUGACGAGCAGAGAGUGGGAUGAACAGGGUGGCUCACUGUGAAGAAAAAGAAAGAGCACCACGAACAAGAUGAACAUCCUGGUUUCAUUUGCCGGCCAUAUGUCUGCUUUCCAAAGCCUCUCAUAAAAACGUGGGAGAUCUGGUUUCAUGGGGGGGACAAGCAGACCGGGGCGGGGGCUUCCCACCCUUUUCACCCACACCUGGGAGGUCAGCAUCAUCCUCUACAACUUCCUUCUACCGCAGGAAGUCUUCUUUUAGUUCUAUAGUUCGCAUCCUGUUGUUCAGGAUGACACCCCCAUUCUUCCUGUAUGUACUGUACACUUUUUUUUUUUUUUUUU